Papaver somniferum (opium poppy) is the source of this 1110-nucleotide messenger RNA. RefSeq names its product glutamate receptor 2.1-like. The transcript is spliced from 3 exons. The coding region runs from base 61 to 1110 and encodes 349 amino acids. The record is from RefSeq and is a predicted model, not a curated record. Lineage: Eukaryota; Viridiplantae; Streptophyta; Magnoliopsida; Ranunculales; Papaveraceae. Gene Ontology annotation, molecular function: ligand-gated monoatomic ion channel activity; signaling receptor activity. Gene Ontology annotation, cellular component: plasma membrane.
GUUGUGAUUUGGAUUCUUGAACACAGAGUAAACAGGGAGUUUAGAGGAGGGCCUCAUUCUAUGUAUCAGUGGGGCACGAUGCUUUCGUUCUCCUUCUCAAUGCUUGUUUUCGCACAUAAGGAGAGGGUGUUAAGCAAUUUGGGUAGAUUCGUAAUGGGCAUCUGGCUUUUUGUUGUGUUAAUUCUCACACAAAGUUACACAGCAAAUUUGGCAUCCAUAUUGACGAUUCAACGAUCGGAUCGCACCUACAACGAUGUCAACCAACUCAUCAGACAUGGGUACAAUGUAGGUUACCAGGAAGGUUCAUUUGUUUUUGGAAUGUUGAAGCGCAUGGGUUUUGAUGAGUCUAAUUUGAAAAGCUACAAAUCCCCUAGAGAAUUUGAUGAAUCAUUCUCGAAAGGGAGAAGUGAAGGCGGCAUUGUUGCUGCUUUCGAGGAGCUACCUUUUAUUGAACUCAUCCUUGCAGAAUAUUGCGAUAAAUACAUGAUGGUGGGAGAUAUAUAUCCAUACGACGGAUUAGGUUUUGUUUUCCCGAAAGGUUCUCCCUUGUGUCCUGAUAUUUCAAGAACAAUUUUAAGCACAAGAGAGGAAGGAAGAACGGAAGAUUUUAAAAAACGUUGGUUUAAGGGCGAAAGAAAAUCUUGUGAUGACGACAAGGACCCCUAUGGUUCAUCAAAUAGUCUUACUCUUGGUAGCUUUUGGAUCUUGUUCAUAAUUACAGGAAUCUGUUCAGCCUUGGCAAUCAUUGCAUUUUUGACUGUAUUCAUUUACGAAAACAAACAAAUCUUGAUAGAUCCAAGUACUACUACUCGUAACAAAAUCCUCAACUUGCUUAAAAGGUUCCGUGAACACAAUGCAAAUCGCUUGAUCACAUAUUUUGAGCAUCCUGCAUGUAGUGAACAGAAUAAAGUUGUUGACAAUAGAGUUCAUGCAACAGAAAUCAACAUAGAUGCUGUAGAUUCGCUUCCACGGGUUCAUGCAUCUCCGAUGGCUGGAAAUGUUAGCGCACUGAAUGACAACUCUAAUGCAGAAAUGGGAGACUAUACAACACUUGGUGCUGAUUACAAUAUAGCAAUUCUAACAAUCAUCACUGCAUUACCAUUUAUGUGA